Molecule: messenger RNA, 2349 nt
Organism: Centruroides sculpturatus (bark scorpion)
Lineage: Eukaryota; Metazoa; Arthropoda; Arachnida; Scorpiones; Buthidae
Product: AP-5 complex subunit zeta-1-like
Exons: 18
Coding region: 27-2282 (751 amino acids)
Cellular component (GO): AP-5 adaptor complex
Source: RefSeq, a predicted model, not a curated record
UGGCGGCCAUCAGUAGAUCUUUCACGAUGGAAGAAUCGAAAACGUUUAGAGAUGUUUUAGAUAAUGCUCCUAAAGAAUUAAAUAGAGAUUAUCUUAAACGAAUAUACUUGGCUUUGCGCACUUCUAAACACGAAGAGAUUGUAGAUAACGAAGCAAUUGUCAGUUCACUUAUAAUUAUGAUACUCAACGAUUCUACCAAUUAUCUCGAUCGAUAUUUAGCUAUAUCUAUUCUACAAAUUCUGUCUCCUCAACCGGAUUUUUUGCAAAUUAUGCAGACUGGUAAAUUAUCUCAGUUAUUGCACUGCUUACCAUUAAUGAUGGUUCAGACCAACAAUGACCCUAUAGUAAAAGAAAUUUUGAAAAAAUUGAUAAAGGGAAUUGAAGAUAAUAAAAUUAGCAAGCAGAAUCACUGGUGCAUUCUAACAGUACUUUCACAAUUGCUUAAUUCUGAAAACAUGACAUCAGAUGAUAUUAAAUCAUUAACAGCUAAUCUUCCAAAAUGGUUACACGAAAGCUUUUCUUAUGGAAGUUCAAAGUUUAGUUCACAUUCUAAAAAGUCUGAUAUAAUAAUAACAGAGUUGGAUGGUUCUCAUUGUCAAGAAUUCUUUACAGUUUUAAACUGUGCGCAACAUUAUAUGCCCGAACAUUUUCUUAAUAUUCAAGUAUUUUCUAUGCUACAACAUUGGUUAUUAGCAAUUUGUGAUGGUACUUCUGAAAAUAAAUAUAUAGCAUCAUCUCUUAGUAAUUUUUCUACAGAAAUCACAGCAUGUGUAAGAGAAUAUUGUUUGAGGAUUGUAGAACAAUGGCAACAAAAACAUACAAAUUCUGAUAUUAUGAGCUUUCAGGCAGCAUGUUUAACUGAAGCAAUCAAUAUAUUAGAUAUUCUAUGUUUUAUUAAUCCAGAUCUUGUGCAUUUGGUGUUGCCUACAUUUAGACAGUCUUACAAUCGACUCUGUGGACAGAUUGUUAGUAAAGCCCAUUCUCACGAUAUAGCUGCAAUCACUGCAGCAGUGCAAUUUUUCAUUAAUCAUAGUUCAGCAGUGAUGCAGAAACCAGAUGAUAUUUAUCCUUUUCUAUUUUGUGAAAUAUUGGGAAAAUGUUAUCAAGAUAAUUUGUCUGCUUUUGAAAUCGUUAAUCUAAUAAAAAGGAAUCUACCACAUCUCUGCUAUCGUACUAGUGUUUUGGAGAAAUAUUUUCCAACCAUAUUUAAAGUGCUGGCUUGGAGUCCACGUACCUUUUUAGAAGACUUUGAAGUUUUAUUGCCAGCUUUUAUGUCUCCUCAAACAUCAAUAGAGAUAUUUCAUACAUUGCUAGAUUUGCCUUGUUUGACAGCAUCACUUCUGAUAAACCAGAGAGCUUCAAUUUCUCAAGAAUUAAACCGUCCAAGAAAAAUACUUGCCAUUGAUCCAGCUGUUAUCGAACAAUUUUCUAAUCCAUCUCUUCAGCCAAUGUUUCAUUUUAUUCUUAGACCCUGCAGCGGUGUUGGCGAUACUUUUGAAAGAAUUCAUAUAUUUCAUCAAACUAUUGUAUCAUUGACUAAGCAUCCGCAAGUGAUUCAAUGUGCACAAUCAUCAAUUAGUUUACUUCAGGAAUACUUUUCUAUCUUUUUCCAAUCUGCUGAUUCUUAUUUGGUUAUCACACUAUUUUGUGCAAUCAUUGAAAGAAUACCUGUUAUCUAUCCCGUACAUGAUUAUCCAGAACGUAUUUAUGAAAUCAUUGCCAAAACAGUUUUGCAGAUGUUCUCUCAUUAUCCUGAAAUAAUAAUACAUGGCCAAAAAGAACUAGUGGAAUUUUUAAGUCAUUUGAAAAAUUUCAUGAUUGCUCCUCAACUUUUUAUGAAUUUAGUCUGGAUCGUUGGUGAAUACACGUCACUCGCCUACAGCGAACUGUGCCGACCAGAAAUUGUCACAUUUUAUUACGAAAAUUUAGAAUCUACCGUGUACGAAAUGAUAAGCAGCAUUCAAACAAAUUUAACUUUCAUGAAACUCAUCAAUAUUUCUGUGGCAACUUUAGCCAAAUUAGCAUCAAGAUGUCAAGAUUUAGUGCCAAGAGCUAUAUUAUGUCUAAGUAAGGCUUCACAGGUGGUUCAUAACAAAAAUGACAGAGCACAAAACAUUGUUUCUAAAAGAAUAAAUGAACUACUAGCUAUUUUAAAGACACCAAAUGUUGCAUCUAUCAUUUUAAGUCCAUCGAAGGAUAUUUAUAGCAGGAGGUGGCACAGUGAUCCAACAAGUCUACCUUUCAUGCUAAGAACAAUAACAAAUAUGUUAAGCGAAGAUUAAAUAUAUUUAAUCAAAUCCCAAGAUACGUGUUUUAACAUUUUUAUUACAACUACUACAUACAAGAAAU